AUGGCACGCUUAACAUACUUGGAAGCAAAGGCCCAUUAUUUCACCGACGAAGACAUCCGUGUUGGUCUUGUUCCUAGGAACACUGCAGAAUUUAUGGCAAAUAUUUCAAUUAGAGAGCCACAAGUUCCUCAGCUCAUAUCCAUAGACUCAGGAAGCAACGUCGUGUGGGUUCAACGUCUUCCUUGUACAAAGUGCCUUGAACAAACAAGUCCAAUUUUUUACCCUUCCAAGUCUUCAACAUACACCCAAUUUCCAUGCUCAUCCUCCAAUUGCACAAUUAACGAUGACAAAUGUGACCCCUCAAAUAAUUACAAAUUCUCUCGCAGGUAUGCUGGUGGUAGCAUUGUAGACGGACUUGUUGGGACUGAAAAGUUCACCUUCGAGACGUCUGACGAAGGCAUUAGCACCGUACCGGAUGUUGUUUUUGGUUGUGCCAGUCAUACUGAUCCUCACUAUGGGAAAGCUAGUGGAAUACUUGGUCUAGGCCCUUUAAAAAUAAUCUUUGGCAAACCAAAUAAGGUCAAAAUUCUCUCAUUGCAUCGGUAG
Malus domestica (apple) is the source of this 546-nucleotide messenger RNA. The record is from RefSeq and is a predicted model, not a curated record. Lineage: Eukaryota; Viridiplantae; Streptophyta; Magnoliopsida; Rosales; Rosaceae.